This is a messenger RNA of Ipomoea triloba (trilobed morning glory), 1473 nucleotides long. RefSeq names its product phospholipase A1-IIgamma-like. NCBI's taxonomy places the organism in Eukaryota, Viridiplantae, Streptophyta, Magnoliopsida, Solanales, Convolvulaceae. The coding region runs from base 67 to 1266 and encodes 399 amino acids. The record is from RefSeq and is a predicted model, not a curated record. Gene Ontology annotation, biological process: lipid metabolic process. Gene Ontology annotation, molecular function: glycerophospholipid phospholipase A1 activity. The transcript is spliced from 3 exons.
UAUGUGGGGAGUUUCAGAACCAGACCACUUACAACUUUGAGAAAUUGAUAGAAAAAAGAAUUGAAGAUGAGUGGCAUUGCUGAAAGAUGGAGGGUUCUAAGUGGGAGUGAUAACUGGAAAGAUCUACUGGAGCCUUUGGAUUCGGAUCUUCGCCGCUACCUCAUUCACUACGGAACCAUGAUUUCACCCGCCGUCGAUGCUUUCAUCGACGAACCAGCUUCCAAAAAUCUGGGAUUAUCACGAUAUGCCAGGAGAAACCUGUUUGAAAAUACAGGACUUGUCAAGGGAAACCCUUUCAAAUAUGAAGUCACCAAAUACUUUUAUGCAACAUCUCAAUUGUCACUCGGAGCUAUAGGGUAUACUCUUAAGCAAUCAAACUGGAAUGGGUAUGUUGCUGUGGCCACGGAUGAAGGAAAAGCUGCUUUAGGACGAAGAGACAUUGUGAUUGUUUGGAGGGGAACAAUCCAACCCUUAGAGUGGGUUGAUGAUUUCAUAUUCCUUUUUGUUAAUGCGCCAUUAAUCUUUGGCCAAAACUCUGAUCCUCUCGUGCAUAUGGGUUGGUACUAUAUGUACACCUCCAUCAAUCAAGAUUCUGAAUUCAAUAAAACGAGUGCCAGAGAUCAGAUUCGUGAAGAAGUUGCAAGACUUGUUGAGUUAUACAAGGACGAGGAAGUUAGCAUAACCGUGAUAGGACACAGCUUGGGUUCAUCCAUGGCAACACUAAACGCAGUAGACCUGGCUGCCAAUCCAAUCAACAUUAAUAAUAAUAAAGUUGUUCCUGUCACUGCUUUCAUGUAUGCAAGCCCCAGAGUAGGGGACGAGAAUUUUAAAAAAGCCUUCUCUAAUCAACAAAACCUUCGAGCCUUGCGAAUCUCCGACGCCAAUGAUAAAGUUUCAAAAGUUCCGCCUUUUGGAUGGAAAGUUGGUGAAACCGAAUCUUCAAAAAAAGAUUACGAAGAAGUGGGGGUGGCUUUGGAGAUUGAAUCUAAGAAAUCCUACUAUUUGAAGCCUGAUGAGGGCAUCUCCUAUCACGACUUGAUGCUUUAUUUGCAUGGAAUUGAUUUAUACCAGACGCCUCAAGGAACAUUUGAGCGUAAGGGAGAAUUUGAUCUUGCCAAAGUUAAUAAGUAUCAGGAUGCUUUGAGCGUCGAUUACCAUAUACCUAUAGCAUGGUUUAAUAUAGAGGAUAAAGGAAUGGUUCAGCAGGACGACGGGAAUUAUAUCCUUGACGAUCAUGAGCCGGAUGAGCUAGAUAUGAUGUUUUAAACAGUUUCGUGCAUAUAUAUAUGCAUGUGUUUGAAAAAAUUAAAGCUAAGUCUUCAUAAAGACCUUUCUAUAAUUAUAAUUAUUCAGUGUGUUUUGAAUAAAAUUGGAGCUGAGGCAACUAGCCGCUUGUGGCUAGCUGUCUAGUCCAACGCAUGUGUGCUUGUAUUUGAAUUAUUAUGUUUCAACCAUCUCAGCUUUUUUCAGCAA